Petromyzon marinus (sea lamprey) is the source of this 5940-nucleotide messenger RNA. It is a transcript of the gene CMC1, whose product is annotated as C-X9-C motif containing 1. The record is from RefSeq and is a predicted model, not a curated record. NCBI's taxonomy places the organism in Eukaryota, Metazoa, Chordata, Hyperoartia, Petromyzontiformes, Petromyzontidae. Gene Ontology annotation, cellular component: mitochondrion.
CUCGCGCGUCACUUCCUGCGCUACGUCACUUCCUACAGUCAUUCGCGUACAGCAGCAAGCAUGGCCGACAUCCGUGGUGAUCGGACCCUGCGCCACGUGGAGAUGGACGUUCUCAUUCCCAAGAAGAUGCGGGAGAAGGGGCAGGUCUUGUGCUCCGAGCACGUGAACGCUUUCAGCGAGUGCUGCAAGUCCAGCAGCGUGUUCAUGGUGUUCAAGUGCCGCAAGGAGAACACCGCGCUGAAGACGUGUCUCACUAGUUACUACAGGGACCCGGAGUUCUACGACAUGUGCAAGCGCGAGUACCUGCAGGAGAAGGAAGACUUCCAGAUAAGGGGGAUUCCUUUGAAACUGCGGAAGCAGCAGCAAGCGGCGGCCGCAGCCGCAGCGGGUGGGAAUCAAGAAGCGGGACAUUGACAUCGCCCCCCCCCCGUCUCAUGUCUGGCGAUUACUUUGAAAAGGGAUACAUUUGAAAAUGGAAAUGUGUCACUUCGAAGGAUAGAAAAAACAGAUUCUGUGGUAUCAGCUAACUGAAUGUCUUCAGGGAAAACUGUCGAUAGCUCUGUAAAUGUGCCCUUUGGAAUGCCAAGUGUUUUAUUUUUUAUGAUUCGUAAGUAGUCACGUUGACCGUGAUAGGCGAUUCCUAACCACCACGGCCACUCGCCCCCUCAAUUGACGAAAUGAGUGAAGGCGUCGCAAGUGAAUUGAGCAUCCCACGCUCGAAAUCAUUCUUCCCUGAGCAAAAAAUGUCAGUCUUGUCUCAGCAGCAGAAAAUAAAUAAAAGUAAAAUACGGUAUUCAUUGCAGAAGGUUUCCAGAGAAAUUGAUGUUCUAACAAGGCAUCGUGAAGAAACACCCUGUAACAGGGGUGUUUCCCCUGUAACAGACAUAAGACGUGCAAAAUAUGUCCGACCUUUGUGUAUUAUGAGCAUUAUGUUUAUACAUAAGGGGUUACACGUAUGUACAAGUAUAUACAUAAAUAUGUAUUCCUAUGUUUGUUGUGAUGCACUUUUAUACGUUUAAGCCCAAGUGCAAACUAGCCUGGGCAUUUAUUUUUAACACUGCAUCUUCAACUCGUCUGUGGCAUUCGGAUUCACCAAAGCACCCGAACUCCACAUUGAGAAAACAGCGGCCUCCUUCCCGUCCUGCCACCGUCAGGAUUCCCAUUCCCCCCGCCAGGUUUAUUGUAUGAUUGUAUGUACAGUCGAUCAUCGAUUAUCCGCCAGCUUCGGGGGGGGGGGGGGGGGGGGGUGAGGGGGCACCGGAUAUUUUAAAACGCCGGAUAAUCUCUAAUUAUAAAUAUUAAUAAGUAUGUUUGCACAUUCUUGUAUGACAUGUUUUUUAGGUGUUGUUAUAUACUUGUGUUUUAAAUUUGUUUAAUAUGUGAAAUUGGCAUAAAUAGACAAAUAAAUAUCCUACUUUAAAAAGUUAUUGUAUUUACUGUACCGUGCUUACCACUCCAAUCUCGAAGACUGCAUGGGGUGAUGCAUAUACAUGCAGUAUUCUCAUUAAGUUGUACGUAGUGUAUAAUGUACUGUAUUUAUUUAACAGUGAAAUCAAGCGUAGCUACUUUUUUUCUCAUGCACAUGGUGCCGAUCAGUGGACUGGAUUGGUUUUGCCGGAUCAGCCUGAGACCGCCGGAUAAUGUUGGAAGCCGGAUAAUCGUGCGCCGGAUAAUCGAUGAUCAACUGUAUUAGCUUUGUAAAAGUCCGCAUACUCCUUAAAGCUGCUGGAUUACAGGUUCCCUGCCAUCAGAAGCUAGAAUUAGACCAACAUUCCAGGAUGUGUCAACAGAUGUGAAAAAGGUACUCGCCUGAGUUGAGACCCGUGCCGAGAUAAGACAGCCACAAAAUGAACAUCAGUCUUGCCCUGUAGGCCGCUACAACCAAACCAGCUGUGCCCGGUGGAUAUUUUUUUUGCCUCGCAUCUUCCCCAUGGCCGAAUGUGUCUUACCUGCUCAAACCAGCCUGCGUCAGGGAAUGCCAGCCAUUCGGUGAUCCAGACACGCAUUCAAUUUGGACAACUCCAGGGGCAAGCUGGUCUGUUAUCAGACGCAGGGGUUGGCAUCGCGCUGAAAACAUUUUGUAAAAAAAAAAGGAAAACUUAUGUUACAAAAAAGUAAAAACUAUUGCAAAGUUAUUUUUAAAACCCAAAAAAGUGAGGAGUGGUUAAUUAAAGUACCUUACGCUUUAGAAUCCAUUAGCAUUGAAUGGAUGCCUAGGAAUCCCCGAGCAUUUGCCACGUGGCACGCGCUCGUGGCUUGAUCACCUGGCGAGUUCCUGCACGCCGAGCCGGGUGUCGUCGCAUUGUCGCCACGGCGUUCUUCUCGGGAGAAUUUCCCUCCUUCGGGGUGCUGCUCUGUCCUGAGCCUGUACCUACCGGCCAUCGUUCCCUUCUCGCGAGGUGCCACGAUGAGUAUUGUAGUCUUACAUAAUGUGUACAAGUUCCCGAAGAAUUUCAUCGUCAUCGCGAUGCACGGGCAGAUAGCCCCGUUAGGUGUCCACUGCACGUUUCGUCAUUUGUUUCCACUUUCCUGUCUUGUGCCAAUGUGCUCAAGGAGUGGCCACAUUUCUGACACCAGUCUUAUGUCGUCGUGAAGCCAUUCUCUAAAAAUUGUUGACCCUUUUUGGCAGUAAAACAGGUGUUAAGAUGUUCAAACAGCAAAUAGAAACCUUCUGCAAGGAAUAAAGUCUGCAUUAACCACACACAGUACUUGUGGUGAACAUGCAAACAAACAUCCUCUGGUGAUAUAUAUGCAUUGUCUUUGAAUUGGCUGACACCAGACAGAGCCCUCUUAAUGGCCUAGUCUCACCAGUGUCAGACCAGAAAGGGUAAAACCUAUUAUUUUUCAUACUUUGAUACUGGUGUAGUGUCAGCGGAGCGGGAGACGAGGUUUUUCACGAGCACCUUUAUUAACUUGACGCCUUCAGGUUCGCCCUCGCACACUCCCUCGUCGUCUAGCCGAGCCUUAAUACAACCCUGACCGUGUAACACCGAUGGCGCUGACCGAGACAGCCAACAACUCUGGGCCGUGCAAUACCUAGCGAAGAUGGCAGUGACGAAGGCAGCGAAGACGACAGACGAGUCCACUGCCAGAAGCGGUAGCCACGAGCUCCUGCUCUCAGCUGCUUUUAUGCUCCCUGGCGCCACCUGGCUCCGCCCUGGCCGCGCCUCCCUUCUCAAACCCACUAGCAGGUUCCAGGGGCUUCCAGAUGGGGCCUUCCAUGACACUUGCCCCAAUCCGUCCGCCCUGCCGACACAGGCGUGUAGAUGCUCACCGGCGUGUGUGCUGCUUGUCCACCGCAGUUGCUGGACAACAGUUGGCGCUAUUAACACUACACUGGUUACAAAAGUUUCCAUGGUCAAGCCAUUCUCUCUCGUCUUCCUCUCUUUCUGGUUUCUUCGAUUUUUCCGAUCACACUUAAUUUUCCUGUUUGUCCAUCCUACCUGUGUCCAAAUAUUGCCAACUUCCUUCUCACUGCCUGCAUCAUCAUCCGGUUGUCUUCUUCUCUGUGCAACAAUUUUCUUCUACGUUGGUCACUCUUUAGGUCCAGCUUAAAGCGUUUCACCAUUACCGAAUCUGUAAUGAGUGGAUUGCAACCGUCAGUUUAAUAAUGCUCAGUAGUAAGAUUGUAAAUAGAAAACGAUAUCUUUAUUUUCUAAUUUAACAUGCAGAAUUCACUCAACUGUACAAUAUAUAGAAUCGAUCACGUAAAAGUGAUUACGGCAAACCUGUUUAUUAAUUUACCAAUUUAAGCGCGCGACUUUUGUCAAAUACAAAAAAACAUCAUUCCUGCGAACAGCUUUGCAUUUCACAUCUGCCACAUUAACAGCCAAGCACAAGCCAACCAAUUCGGAUCGCCCCCCUCUUCGAGAUUCGCAAAUCAUCAACGCCACUGCCGCGACAUCACAGGGACCACGUGGUCAUUCCCCCCCACGUGACCCCACGGGACCCGCGGUGUUGGGCCCCGUGGGGUAGCGUGCGCACCCAGUGUGUUUGUGUGUACGACCCACAUGCACAGCAGCAAGCUCAACCGCUGUGGAGCAAUCACAUCGGACACCUUUCUGAAAGAGCUGUAGGUCUCGCGCUGUUUGUGUGUUUAGUUUGAUGUCCUUCCCCCACCCUCCCGGCACCUCAGAUGAGCACGGUUGACUACAUACGGCGCGGAAGAAGUUCAACAUACAGUAUAUAACAUAAAGGUCGUCUCUCAUACUUGUCGUCUUUAGGACCCGCAGUCUCUGGGCUGUCAAAAUUCUUUGUUGAGCACCACGUGUGCAGUUCGUUGUAAGUGACUUUUCAACUCACGUUUCCCCCGCAGUGUGACCGGUGCCCAAACACGUUUACAUCAACAGACCAAGACCAACAUCGACGCAUCAACAUCGUCAGCAUGAAAGCUGUGUGGGGGGAGGGGGGUUGAGCCCUGAUAUCAAACAAUGAGUAAUCGCAGCAAACAAUAUGCAGCCUAUUCCUGACCAAUCUAUUCUACCGCAAGUGUCCCUGCACUGCUUUCUGUAUACGCACCUGUGCACGAAGUGUAUAGUUAUAUCUUGACUUAAAGCUUUCGUGACUGCAGGAAUUCAUAUUCUUUGGGUCUUCAGGUGAAAAAAAUAGCUUUUUUCACCUGAGGACGAUUGCUUGUGUUGCGAUCGAAACGUCGUGAUAGUUAUUAUUUUGAUUAUUUUCUAUCUACGUGGCUUUAUCGAAAGACCCCAAGAAUGUGUUGUUAUAGCUAGCGGCCAGGAAAGAAUCCAGUUUCCAUUCUCUGCAGGUGCAUUAAAUUGCCCGUAUUAAUUUCAGAACGCUCUAUAAUUGUGACAUUUCCCCAAUGCCCUUUCAAUUUACGCCACUGCUGCUUCCCUUCCCACGAUGAUACGCCGGGCUCGUUCAGCAAAGCGCCCAGCGGGGGGGCUAUGGGACCCGUGGUAAUGCCACCUCGGGCCCAAUUUACCCAACAACGGAUGUUUGGGAAGCUGGUGCGCGUAAUUUGGGAGGUGGGACUUCGGCCCGAGCUGCGUACCACAACAACGCCCCGCGCGUCUGUUGGGAUAAUUUGCACGCACGGCGUUCCAAUUGUGCAGGGGGGGGGGGUGCUUUGCGAGGCCUCCCGGAAUCAAACAUCGAUUUGGAAAUCAUCAAAAUUUCUGUUCUUGCCGGACAAUAUACGCACCGGCUCUCUGGCUCACGGGGACAAAUAAUUUGCGAGUUUGCAACUUGAAAAUAAAAUAUGCAGUGCACAGCAUAUACACAACACCCUGAAUGUCACCGUGUUGCGCCAAGCAACAGAUUUGCUCUGUAUGACACCGGCAACCUUCGCAGGACCGCCUGACCUCGAGACCGCGUCUGCUCAGUGGUCGUCGCCCCCACAUUAAUUAAGGAUCCUAUGUGGACAUUGCAUCCAAUAUCAGGGAGUUGGGCACGCCACAAAACCCUGCUGCAGUUCGCAACACGUCGGAGGACACCACUCGUCCGGUGCAGGCCGGGAUGACGUUACCGCUCUCGAGACCCACAGCAGCCCAGAGGGCCAGGGACGUGACUCAGUAAUAGCAGCCCUCCUAUCCAGAGCCUGGUAGAGAGGGCCUUACCGGAAUUUAUAUAAAAACCUGGCACCACCUGAAGGAAUGUAUUCAUAUCAAUUUACUCCUCUCGCUUCCCCUGCUUUCGGAAAAAAAACCCGUCGACUUUCCUUCCUGAAGAGGGCAUCUCUUUUUGUUUUGGUCUAAUUGUGUACACGGCGGUUGCUCAAACGCCUCUAGAAUAGGGCAUCGAAAUAAACGCGCGCUAACGCGACUACAGUAUUGCGAUGACGAUGGAAACUAACGCAGGAAAAUGGAUUCUCCCGUGACCAGUACGGACGAUGUCUCAAACAUUUGACCGUCCACCUUGCACAAUGUAUACGUAUCUAAUACACUCAUGCAUAUAAUAUAUCUAUUGCCUGUGCCACCC